Messenger RNA from Tinamus guttatus (white-throated tinamou), 1516 nucleotides. The record is from RefSeq and is a predicted model, not a curated record. NCBI's taxonomy places the organism in Eukaryota, Metazoa, Chordata, Aves, Tinamiformes, Tinamidae.
UCAGGAUGUGUGUGAGUGGGAAUUUGCUAUUUGUGCAGACACUCGUGUGCGUCUCCUCUGCCUUGGGGUUCUUGGGCCUAAUGGCUCUCUGAUCUUCUCCUUUUUUUUUUUCCAGCAAGAUUCAAUGAACAGAUAUGGGGCCCUCAGUUCCCAGCACAAGAUCCUGAAGAACCAGCAUGAAGAUGUCAAGAAGCAGCUGCUUGACCUGCAGCUACAGCACAACAGUUUGAAACUAGAACAUCGUAAAACAGUGGAGACCCACAACCAGAAAUAUGCCCAGCUGCAGCAGGAGAAGGACAGCGAAGUCACAAACUUGCAGGAUACAGUCUUCAAACUCAGAGAAGAGAGCAAGCUUCUCCGGAAGGCCCACCAGGAAGUUCACUCGCAGCUCCUUAGCUCCCAGGCCCAGCUGGAGGAGUUCAGGCAGUUCAAGGAAGUGCUGCAGAAGAUGCCAAGCUUCAAAGAAGUAGGAGCUGGGAAGGAGCAGGAGCAGAAGGAGCAGCCUCCAGUACCGGGCAACAGCCCAUCACAGCUUGGGUGGCAGAAGGCUUUUUUGGUCCAUCAGGAGAACCUCCGCGCUGGGAGCCUGCAGGGAGCUCAUGUCCCGGGGCCUUUGCCGCAGGGCCAGGACUUGCCCGGCAGCGCGAGCCCGAGGCCGCGGCGUGACGGGCUCCUCACCCAGGCAGCCCCCGUGCGAGACGCGCGCGCGGCUGCGCCCGCCUGGCCGCCGCGGCCCAGGGAUGCCCCCGUGAUCCGCUUCACCCGCACCGUGAACAGCCUUCCCAACGGGAAUCCGGAUGUCAGGAUGGUGCUGCGUGUCCAGGGGAGAAGCAGCAAGGAAAGCAAGGCGCCUGGACUGGGACUGUCUGACCUGAAACACCCGUCUGCAUCGGAAAAGACUCGGGUGUCAGAGAGCCAGCCCUUGGCAGGGAGCAAACGGGUGCAAGUGCGAAGUUGGCAAGACGUAGUGAACAAAGUGAAUGCCCAGCUGGAUGAAGAACAAGUAAAUGGUUACCAAAAGAGCCUUCGUUUCGCCCCUGGGCCUGGGGAAGAGAUGCAGAAGGGCAGCCCCCAGCUGCCCAGCUGGACUCAGGGUGCAGAGCUUCAAAAAGCUGCUCAGGAAGGCAAGAAGGGAAGGACAGAGGAGGAGCAGGAGCUUGAGAUGGAUGCUGGAAUGAUUGAGAGAGAGGAGAACGUGCAUCCCCAGAAAGAGGCUGUUGGCCAAGAAGCCGUGGUGCCAGAUGAUGCCGCAGACCCUGCCCAGGAUCCCAAUAACCAAGGUGAAGAUGAGUUUGAAGAAGCUGAGCUGGAAAGACCAGAUUUGAAAGAGCAGGAUGCUGGCAGACCUGCGAAGGGAAGGGAAGACCCGAUGGAUGACUACCAAGAAGAUCAGGAACAAGAAAUUGAGGAUCGUGGAGGUGAGGAGGACGACAACGAUGACCUGGAGUUUGUUCAAGAGCGGAAGGACCGUGCGGGCAUCCAGGGAGCUGCUGGCAAGAAGGACAACUACUACUGA